Messenger RNA from Leptopilina heterotoma, 3143 nucleotides. Its product is annotated as meckelin. Gene Ontology annotation, cellular component: MKS complex; ciliary transition zone. Bases 69 to 3053 code for a protein of 994 amino acids. NCBI's taxonomy places the organism in Eukaryota, Metazoa, Arthropoda, Insecta, Hymenoptera, Figitidae. Gene Ontology annotation, biological process: cilium assembly. The transcript has 12 exons. The record is from RefSeq and is a predicted model, not a curated record.
AGUGUCGUUUCUAUGGCAACAGAAAACAGUAGCUUGCACAAAAUGAAAUUCCCGUUUAUGUAAAAAAAAUGAUUAGAAAAAUCACUUGUCAAUUAUUAAUUUUCACUUUUUUAUCACUAACAUUAUUAAAGAGCAGUUUAACAAUCAACAAUGAAAUAAUUGAAUAUUUUCAAAUUGAUGACUGUCAACAAAAUGAAUAUUUUGAUACUUCUUCACUCUCGUGCAUGGAAUGCGAUAUAGACAAACAUUUAGUUCCCUCAAAAGACCGUUUCAAAUGCGAGUGUGACAAUAGUAGUAAAUUAAUUGGAUUUGAAAAUUAUUUACCAAUAUGCAAACCAUGCAAAUUUGGAACAAUUCUCACGAGCGAUGGAAAGGAUUGUAUUCCUUGUAGAAAAGAAAACAAAACUUUAAAUUGUUCAUGUCCUUCAAACAAAAUAAAAGUCGAAAGAAAAUUAACUGGCGAAUUGCUGGAGACUGUUGAGUGUCUUCCAUGUUAUCCGAAAGCGUAUCCAUCAAAUGAUGGACAAGUCUGUCUACCAUGUAAUGAUAUUAAAUUCAAUAGACUCACAAAUUGUGAUUGUCCCAACGAAUCUUUUAUUCGAUUAAAGAAUUACUGUUUUCCAAAAAAUUAUUCCUACUGGUUUGAACUCCAUAAUACUUAUUUCGUCAAUUUUCAAAAUCAAACUUUUGAAAGUUACUAUCUCAAAAAGAAUCUACAAUUAGCCAACUACUUGUGCAAGGAUGAAAACAAAACGGCAUGUGAACAUUUAUCAAAUAUGUGUGCAUUGACUUUGUUCUCCAAUGAAGCAGCCUGUAAUUUUAUAAGACUGAAAGAUUCUUCUUUAUUUUACAAAGAAGACUCUAUUUCUGUUAUAAAUGGAAAGAAUAUUUCGCAAAAAUAUAAUCUCGACAAACAUUCCAAUAAAAGUACUAUUGACCUUAAGGUCAUAAAAUAUUCUUUAGAAGGUGAAUUCGAAUCUAUAGACGUGCCAUAUAUUUUUAACGAAUUAUUAUAUGUAAGGUUCGGAGUGAAUAUUCAUAAACGACUAAAAAUAGUGACAAGGGAAUUAAUAGAAAGGAAAAUAGAAUUUUUUAGUCCUUAUCUGGCCUACAAUAAUGAGAAUAAAGUCAAUUUACAUCCUCUUCCGAUUUCAAUACAACAAAUAAAUGAGAAUAAAGAAAUUUCUCAAUGGAAGCUGGUGAGAAAAUUUUUCCUCGUUGAUUCAGUGACAGGAAGGAAAGCAAUGAAAAAAUCUUUUAACGACAGUUUAGAAAGUGAUUUGGAAUUAUCCGGUGUUCGUUAUUUGAAAUCAAUCGAAAUUUUGAUAAAAGUUCAAUCGCUGGAAGAUCAUGGAAAAAUAUUUCCACCCUUGUUCACAAUACAAUAUGCCGAAUUAACUAGACAGCAGAUUUUAAAUGACGAAGAAAUUACGGUGGAUGUAAAAGUAAAUUUUGUCACAUCAGAGCAAGACAUUACAAAAAUAAUUGGGAUAACUGUUGGAAUUUUCGCAAUUUUCGCCGUAAUUCUGUCAGCAUUAAAAACUUGGACUUAUCGUCGAAGAAAUUAUUCAAGUGAAUUUAAUAUAUCAUUGAUUCUGUGGUUUUUAAUAUACUUCCUCAUAUUUAUUGCAAAUAUUCUUCUCUUUGUGUCAAUAAGUACUUGUAUAUGUACAUUUAUUUUCUAUAAAGGACAAACGAUUUUACAUAUUCCACUGCCUGAUAAAGCGGCAGAGACAACGAUUCACAUUUGUACAAUAAUUGCCUUUUGCCUCAAGACUAUCGAACUGAUUAGUGUUCUUUUUCGUCAAUGGAGUGUGAAUUUAUUUUUCAUCGAUUGGGAGCAGCCGAGAACAAUAACGAGCUCAGUGGAAUAUUCUUCACCGAGGACUUCUCUCAAGAAAUUAUUCAGCGAUAAAUUAAAUGGAAAAAAUGGUGAUGUUCCAAAAAGAAAGAGAAGAAGAAUGACAAAAACAAAAAUUCAAACGGAAAUUGAUAAGUCCCCGGUUAGAAAUGACGAGGCAGAGAAUGAGAGAAUGAGUCCGAAAAAGUUGCCAGUUAGCGUUUGGAGAAGUUUUUUCAUUGUUAAUGAAUUUUACAAAAUUCAAACUAACCGGAGAGUUAGCAUAAUGUUUCAAAUAGUUUCCACUCUUUUCUUUCUAGAGGUAAUUGGUCUGAAGAAUUGGUCAAUAGGAAUUCCGGAAUUGAGUAUUAGCAAUGAGAAGAGAACAAAUGAAUUGGAAAAAAAUUACACAUUACGUUACGGAAUUGGAGCAUUGGUUUAUUUGAUUCUCUACCUUUUUCAAUGGCUCAUGUCAAUUUCAUUCUACGAGACAUACGUCCGAAAGAGAAUUCAACGCUUUGUCGAUUUAUGUUCAAUUUCAAAUAUAAGUUUAUUUAUAUUAUAUUUUAAAUAUCACGGAUUUUAUAUUCACGGAAGGUCGGUUCAUGGUUUCGCCGAUACGGAUUUAGAAACUCUCGUCAACGAUUUAAAGAAGGAGGAAAAAAAUUUAUGUCCCCAUAGGGGACUUGUUCCUGGAACAAUUGAACAAACAUUUAUCAUUUCCGUUACAUCUUCAUUUCGAAAAAUGUUGGAAGCUUCCUAUGGUUCCGAAGGAAUGUCAGAAAAGCGUUUUCUUCGAAAGCAGUAUACGCGUUUUUUGAAUUGGGAGAAAUCAAUUUUGGCUCAUGAAAAAGUUAUCAAAUUUUUGUCAAAAUUUAUUGAUCAUUGCUUCAAGGAUCUGGACUAUGUGGUGAAGGAUAAACUCUUUAUAGAAAAUUUAUGUGACACGGAAUUCGUAUCCUCGAGGGAUAAAUCUGUUUUUUAUCGAGAUAAUAGUAAUUCUUUCGAAUGUAUCACUUUCUAUGGCAGCGAAUGGAUACUUGGAACAUUUGAAAUUGCACUCUUUGUCGUCUCCCAAGCUCUUUUCCAAAACUACGUUAUUGCUCUAUUAAUUACAUUUUUAAUCUCACAUUUUCUUAUGAUAAUCAACAAAUGGAAUGUUAAGCGGAAUCUAACAAAAAACACACUGAUAAGUAAAAGAUUCCUCGUGUAAAUGUAUAAAGCAUAGGGAGUUUUACUUUCAGCAAUUUUAGAGUAAAUUUCAAAGCUUUCGCUUAAAUUCUAAAAAUGAUUUAAUUUAUCC